This is a messenger RNA of Alternaria atra, 540 nucleotides long. RefSeq lists its product as uncharacterized. The transcript has a single exon. Gene Ontology annotation, cellular component: membrane. The record is from RefSeq and is a predicted model, not a curated record. The coding region runs from base 1 to 540 and encodes 179 amino acids. Lineage: Eukaryota; Fungi; Ascomycota; Dothideomycetes; Pleosporales; Pleosporaceae. Gene Ontology annotation, biological process: copper ion transmembrane transport. Gene Ontology annotation, molecular function: copper ion transmembrane transporter activity.
AUGACUGACUUUUUCCAGAUGCUAUGGAACUGGCGUGUCGUAGACGCGUGCUUCCUCUCCGAAUCAUGGCACGUGACCAACAACGCCAUGAUGGCUGCAAGCUGCAUCGGCGCCGCUCUCUUAGUUGUCACUCUCGAAUUCCUGCGACGAGUCAGUUCCGAAUACGAUGCGUUUCUCCUUCGUCAAUUCCAGCGGCAACUCAGAGCACAGCAAGCUGCCUUAGCUGCUGCCACGCCCGCCAACUGCUGCGACGGCCCCACCACAACUCUCGGAACCCAACACGCUACCUUCCGCGCUACAGCACUGCAACAACUUGUUCGCGCUUCGAUACAUGGUUUGACCCUCGGUCUUGCAUACAUCAUCAUGUUGCUGGUCAUGCACUUCAACGGAUAUAUCUUCAUCUCGAUCAUACUGGGUGCUGUUCUGGGCAAAUUCCUGUGCGAUUGGAUGGUAGUUAGGAUACCAUACAACCAGGUCAGCGAGAAGGACGAGAGACGCUCCUCUAUUGAGGCAGCAGGACCAACUGGAUGCUGCGCGUAA